Messenger RNA from Megalops cyprinoides (Indo-Pacific tarpon), 6740 nucleotides. It is a transcript of the gene pom121, whose product is annotated as POM121 transmembrane nucleoporin. Gene Ontology annotation, cellular component: nuclear pore. Gene Ontology annotation, molecular function: structural constituent of nuclear pore. Gene Ontology annotation, biological process: RNA export from nucleus; protein import into nucleus. The record is from RefSeq and is a predicted model, not a curated record. Bases 31 to 3720 code for a protein of 1229 amino acids. The transcript has 14 exons. NCBI's taxonomy places the organism in Eukaryota, Metazoa, Chordata, Actinopteri, Elopiformes, Megalopidae.
UAUUAAGUCCUCCGGUGGCGCGCUGCCGCCAUGACUCCCAGGGAGAAGCGGCGGAUCGCGCUUAUCUCUGUGGUGGUGAUUUCUCUCGCGGUCCUCUGUCUAGCCCUGUACUUUAUUCCGACUUUUCUUUACGUACUGUUCAUUCUUGGUGGCUCUUGUAUCGCUUGCUUUUACCACAACAACGACUCGCCAUCCCACAGCAGGGAAGGCCAUCAUCCUCGGUCUAAUCUGAUCAUUCCACCGCUGUUCAGACGCUGGUUACCGGUGAAGACUGCGAACGGUGUGCCGUCAGCCGGAAGACCCAAUAUAAGAGGCAACAGGGGUCGUUUUAUUAAGGGAGAUCCCAGAGAAUCAAUUGGAUUAAGUGCCGAGAGACGCCUGGAGAGUCCGGGCGUUUAUCGAAAAGAGGCAGAAGAACUUAGCGGCUCAUUGUUGUUCAGUCCCCGGGACAUACUCAUGGGAAGUUACCUUGGAAAGCCAGACAGUUCCUCAGCCGUUGGCAGGCUCGGUGGCGGUGAGACCAGAGAACUCAGGGAGAGGCUGUCUCGUCCUAACCAUGCAGUGCACACCCCCAACCGAAGGUUGUCAUUUGGAGAACCCUUGGGCACACCGGGCAGGUUCACCAUCACUCCUCAGCGACACUACCCCAUCCAGCAGGCUGGCUGCUCCUCGCUGGGCGUGCUGGCGCCGGCUCAGUGGCAUGGGUACCGGAAAAAGAACAUCCUCACUCCCCGCAACUCUCCCGGGGUCCACAGCCCUGUGACUGUGAAGAUAGCUCGGCCAGAUCAUGGCCUUGGACGAUCCUCGCUGUUCAAUCACACGAGCUCCCCGCUGCCCACCCUGUCUCCAUCACUGGGGCUGGGGGCAACUGCAGACCCCUGCGCCAGAGAGACAGUCCUGAGCGUGCUCAAAGAGAGCCGCAAGAGAGAGGUGGACGAAGAUGAGGAUCGGAGUUAUGCCGAUGAGCAGAAGAGCAAAAGGAGGCGUCAUGACAGCAGCGAAAGCGCACAGUCUGCCUUUGAGCCACUCCUUGCCAAUGGAGCUCCAUCCCAGCUGGUGCCCAAGCCAGGGAGAAUGAAGCGAGGGAUUAACACCUUGGUGGUGGAGGAGACCAUGGUGAAAAGGUCCCGUACGUCAUCUGUCAGCUCCAUGGGUUCGGGCCUGACCCCCAUUGGAGGUGCUGGCUCGGCCCGAAACCCCAUCCACAGCUCCUACAGCUCCACAAAGGGCAAUGCUCAGCAGAAGAAGACCUCCACCCUCAGCCUUUCUCCAUUAUCCAGUCCAGGAUCCUCUCGCUCCCAGACCCCAGAGAGACCCCCAAAAAAGCCAAGGGAAGAGGCUGCUCAGUCACCCAGUGCUGUGUCCACGUUGAAAUCAGACGUGAAAGUGGCAGGCCAGGUUGUCACCACAGGGACACUCACCCCAACACCCAAGGCACCAGUGGCCACCUCCACAUCAAGUUCUGGAGGCAGUGAGGGAAAACGCAAGCGAAAGAUCCAGCUGGUGCCUAGCCGCAGAGGGGACCACAUCUCCCUGCCACCUCCCCCGGAACUGGGCUACACCAUCACUGUGAGGGAUCUAGACUUGGAGAAGAAAGCUGCCCUUGACCGGAUCAAGAAGGCCUUAGAGGAGCCUGAGCCAGUUAAACCCGCGCCUGUCCCCACCGCCACUGCGACCCCCUUCUCUCAGGCUGCAGUGUCCAGCGAAGCCCCUUCCACCUCUGGGGGAUUGCUGUCUGGCUCCAUCGCCUCCGUCGCACCAGUCUCCACAGCUGCCAGCUCCACCGCUCCAUCUGCCGUUCCUGGCUCUGAGCCCGCCCCUGCCGGCAGCACCAGCACAUUGCCAACCUCCUUGUCUGCCGCUUCUGCCCCCGCUGCCCCCGCCUUAGGCCUGUCCAAUCCACUGCUGGAGUCCCUCAAGAGGAUGAAGGACAGCCCUGCACCCAGUCCCGCUAACACCCCUGCAGCUCCUCCUGCAGCCGCUGCCGAUGUUGUGCCCGUGGAACCGGCAGCCCCCUCACCCAUGGCGGGUUUCGGAGCGGUGAAGUCAGAGCCCAGCCUAACCCCAGCGCAGCUUAGCCUGACCCCAGCACAGCCCACUGUGGCCCCUGCGCAGCCUAGCGUGGCCCCAGCGCUGGCUAGCGUGACUUCAGCACAGUCCACCUCAGCCGUGGCCCCUUCGAUCCAGCUCCCCAGCUCGGUGUCCUCCUCUGCCUUCAGCCAGGUGUUACCUCAGCCUGCGCAGACCUCAGCUCCAGCACAGCCUGUCACGUUCAACCUGGCCAGUAUGGUGAAGCCCUCAGUGCCCUCAUCCUCCUCCUCCUCCGCUUCCUCCAUCUCCACCUCCGCCGCCACCUCGACUGCGACAGAAACAGCCAGCAGCAAUCCCCCCACCUCUGUAUUCAAGCCCAUUUUCGGGGCAGGCAUGGCGGCUCCCGCGUCCAGCUCCACGAGCACGCCGGCAGCGCCCACCUUCAAGCCCAUUUUUGGGAGCGCCACAGCAGGCAGCGCUUUCGGGCAGCCGUCGGCCGCGGCCCCAGCCGCCCCUGCAGCCCCUGCAUCGGAGAGCAGCUCUGUGUUCAGCAGGCUCUCCAGCACCACAGUGGCCCCCGAGCCUGCUGCCCCGACACCGGCCAAGUCUUUGUUUGGAAGCUGGAGCGCGGCCCCCCCGGCCAGCACGGGCACCAUCUCUGCCACCACCAACGGCAGCUCCUUCCAGUUUGGAGCCACGCCCGCUGCCACCUCAGCCCCCACCCUCAACUCCACCACAACCGCCCCCGCCCCCGCCCCCGCCCCGUUUCAGUUCGGCGCAAUGGCGACCACCACAGCAGCCCCCCAGACUGCUCCCCUAGCUGCUCCCGUAGCCACCACCCAGGCGUCGUUCGCCUUUGGUCAGCCCGCCAGCAGCCAGACCACAACCAGCGGGGUCUUCGGGGGAUUCGGCAUGACCGCCACGACUUCCACGGCGACAGCCCCGGCCCCAGCCAGCCAGCCGGCGUUCACGUUUGGGAAACCCUCCUUUGACGGGCCGACAGCGUUUCCCAGUGCACCUCAGGCAGUGGCGCCCAAGCCCUUCAGUUUCGGGGGAAGCGGAGGGAGCGGGACGACUCCGUUCAGUUUCGGAGGGGCCACCACCACGGCCGCCCCCACCUUCGGGACGCCCAGCCAGCCGGCGUUCGGCGGCGGGUCGUCCGGCUUUGCGUUCGGCGGCACCACGGCCCCCUCCGCCACCCCGACGUUUGGCUCCAGCACGCAGGCAUCUGCCCCACUCCCUGCCCCGACCCCCAGCUUCUCCUUUGGGGGGGCAUCGGCCGCCCAGCCCAGCGCCCCUGCUCCCACCCAGAGCAACCCUCUCCAGCCUGCCACAGGGGGCUUCAACUUUGGAGCAGCAGUGGCAGGAACUCAGUUCGGCACCCCCACCCCAGCCAACCCCCCUGGACUGACACAGAGCUUCUCAUUUGGGGCCAGCAAUGCCAAGGACAGCAAGCCAGCCUUUGGGUUCAACUUUGGAAGUGCAAGUGUAAACUUUGGGACGUCCACCCCUGCGUUCGGGCAGAGCUCUGGAGGUCCUAUCCCCUUUGGAAGUCCAAGCUUCAGUGGCAUUGCCCCCACGCCGUUUGGGGCCUCCCCUACUCCCUCCUUCUCCAUUGGCUCGGGCUCCAAGCCCUCAGGGGCACGGCAGAGGCUGCAGGCGAGGCGGCAGCACCCCAGGAAGAAGUAGCCCGCGGACUCGCUGCGGACGCCCAGGAAAACCCGGAGAGGAGGAUGACCUGAACUGCUGCUGAAAACAGCCUGACCAUCCCCUCGCCCCCUGCCACCCCCUCCCCCACCCCCAACCCGGCCCAUCUGGAUCAGUUUGCUUUGUCGCACAGUGCUUGCAGAGAAGGAGAGCGCCCAGGCGUCUCCCCUGUCCUUUCUGGAGUCUCAGCACUGUUACUGGCAGCGUUGCUCUCGCUCGCAGAGGGGAGGGGAAGGCGCUUUAGGCAAUGUAGUACAAGGUUACUUGAACAAACUACUUCAAUCCUGGACUUGACUUUGUACAAAUCUAACCCCCUCUCCCUCUCCCACUCUUCUCUCAUCCUUUGUUUUGCCAACUAUGACAGCACGGUCUUUACUGAGUCUCCUUCAGGUACAGUGAAUAAUUUCCGGCUACCUUCCCUUUACCCCACGCACGCACAAGUAGAGAUUUUCGAUCAGCAUUUUUAGCGCUUACCAGAGCUGUAUAGCAUUGUGAUGAGGAGGGGGUUCUGCUCAUUUCAUUGGCAGUGUGGAUGAGGUGAAAGUGUAACAUAAAAUAGGGUGAGUUAUCAUCUGAUUUCCAUAUACUGCACGUUACAGUGCGACAGCAUGGAAGAAAUGGUCUGAGCCGUUUACUGCCAGCAUAGAAGAAGGUUGUAAUGUCUUGCAAUCCCCUUUGUUUUCACGGUGGUUUUGUAGGGCAGAUCAGUACAGGGGUAUGAAUGAUGUUAGGAAAGCAUUUUGCACUCUCAGUAUAUGGUUUGUGUAUCUCUGACCUGUUGGGAGUUGGGUUUCUUUUGCAAGCUUGCAGCAAGUUAUUUCAAUAAAUAAUGCAAGAGAUGUUAAACAUUUGAAUAUUGAGUGAUAAUUUCUGCAGUUAUUUCCAUUAUAUACUUCCUUGUUUUCCAAAGAGUAGUAGACACAGUGUGCUUAGAAAAAGUGAGGUUUUUGAAGUUUCUAUGUGUUUUGAACUAUGUUCUUGGAAGGCAGAGAGAGCUGUUAGUGGAAUGUAGUAAAGGUUUACGUUAAGGGCUUUUAGGAGGCUGAUAGAAGUAGCUAAGUGGUUUUGUCUUUGCAGUUCAUAUAUCAGAUUGUCAAGAACAUGGUACAGUUAUGGUAAGCUUUCAUACCACAGGUGCUGUUUUUUCCCCACUGGAAACAUGCAAAAACAAAUGCGUUCAAAAAAUUAAAAUGCUAUCUUUGCUUUUAUGCAGAUCCUUUUAUGGUGUUACAGUAAAGACAACAGGCAGAAUUUGUUUGUAAAAGAUAAAUGAAUAGUCUGCACAGGGCUCAGCCCCAAACCAAAAUGUUUUCAGUACCUAGGAGGGCCCACGUUAUUAAAAUGAGUCCAGUCAUUCGGUGAUGAAAAUCAGCAGUAUCUGCCUUCUCUCUACCACUGCUCUCCAGUCCUGUAAUGUGCUGCUUUGCUAUUCUAGACUACCUCUCUCUCACCCUGCUUCUUCCCCCUUGCUGCUAUGGCGUGUGCAACUGCUAUGUAAUGGCUUUGUUUUCAUCCAGUUCUGUAGUCCUAUAGACUCUGCAAUGUAAGCAUCCUCUGCUCAGUGCUGCCAACCCCUGGACAAAUAUGUGCACUGCACCGGACUGAAACUUUGUUGCCCCAGACAGCAUGAAUGAACGGAGGCAACUUGUCAAGAUCUUGUCCAUCGCUCUUGAAGUUCAUACGUUCACCUCUUUGUUGUUUUUUCAAGCUGACAUUUAUCUGUAUCACACUGCUUUUUUUCCCCACAAGUACUACUUUAAAAAUGUUGUUUGAUGAUUUGUUUUGUUUCUCUGUGCCUCAGAGAGUCUGGUUUGGAGGAAAGAUGUAGUGAAUGGCGGCACGUUCGUAGUGCCGGACACGUUUUUUUUUCCUGGGAGGGGGCGGGUGGGCGUGGCUCGGGACGGGAAAUUCCGGGGGACGAAUCUGACUUAAGAGUGAAUUUUUAAUUUGUACUUGGAAAGUCCAAGUUAUUUUUUUACUAUUUAAUGUUAAAGUUCAAGGAUGUUUUUGGGUGCAUGACUAUAAUUGGAUUCUGCAGCUACCUAGUUCCUAAGGCAGGAGAAUCAAGUUUGUGUGACAAGCUGGACCAAAGUGGAAAGAAUUGCGUGAUUUUUUCCUUUGGCGGGAAAUUUAAAGGCCAAGAUUUUUCUUACAGUGUAUUUGAGUGAGAUGAAAUAGAUGCUCAGUGUCUGUCUCCUUAAACAAGUUGUUUUGUGAAUAAGAUUAAAGAAAAUAAAACCAUUGUUGGUGUUCUACAAUGUGUAUGGUACAAAAGUAGCUUUCACUCCAGCUUGUUCUGUUGAAGCCAACUCCUCUCCUGGACUAGUUAGUAGCUGACAGGGCAGUAUGAAUGUGCGAGGGAUGAUUGGCUACAUGCAGGCAACAAAUGUUCAAAUUAUUUAAAUCAGCUGAAGAAUCACAGCUAUAUUUUUGUAUUGAAGCAGUUUGCUAUUUAGAAUUCCUUCAAGCUUGGCUCACUGAGGCAGUAUGUUUACAAAAGGGUAGAAUUUUUUUUUGUUUUCCAAAUUAUUGUUCUUUGGAAUCUCUUUACUUUUAGUUACAGAUGGAGGAAUAAAUGAGAAAAAAGUGUCCGCCUGUAAAUGUUCUACUUUUUAAAUGUAAACGAGCACUGGAUGUGCAGUGUUAAAAUACUACUGCUGUCUGUCUGGGUCGUGCAGGCCUUUGUCAACUGGUUGCUCCUAGUUGAGGGCCAUUCGUAGGGGGUAUGGAUCCAUGCCACCUUGGUCAGGGCCGCUGUGUGUGGCAUUACACAGUCGGCAUUCUCCGGGCGUCUUGUGCGAUUGCUUCUUGUGUGAACUGUACUUUACCUAAGCAUAUGUCUGGUGGCAUCUGAAGCACAGGUGCUGGGCAUGUGGAACAGCAGUCACUGUGGAAAUGACCCAUGUGAAUAUUGGAGUCUCAGCUGUUGCAGUUCAGAGGUUCUCUGUGCAUCCCUUUAUCCUAUUCUAUUUUGGAAUUUACUGACAUGAAAUGCGCAGAGG